Messenger RNA from Trichobilharzia regenti, 2304 nucleotides. The record is from the annotation of a GenBank genome assembly. Lineage: Eukaryota; Metazoa; Platyhelminthes; Trematoda; Strigeidida; Schistosomatidae.
AUGUUACCUGGUACCACCGUUCUUCAGCCACAAGUAGCUAUAGUCGCUGUAGAUCCAGAAACUCUGAGAGCCAUACUUUCUGGUACAUUUAACACACAAUCUCUAUUCCCACCAGCGAAUAUCGCCAAUCCGGUUAUGACGUCAAGCUUGAACCUACCAACGCAAACAUCAGGUAAUAACAAUAUGCCUUCAUCCGUGCCGGCAGUUGCAGCUAGCCAUCAGAUUGCAGAACCUGAAGUGACCUCACAGUCUGAAUCAGGCGGCGCCGGUAUCCAGAGGAAGAAGCCAGAGGAAGAAAAUAAAUAUGUAAAGGUGUCGAGUCCAGGGAAUGACUCAAAUAAUGCAUUGUCAACACAGUCAUCCAUGAAACCUAUACAGAAACCUGGUGCUAACUACUCCAGCAGUACAUUACCAUCACAGAAUUCUUCAAAUAUUGCCUCACAAACACCAGCACCUAAAUUAGGAAAUCCUCCAAGAACGCUACGUUUUCUAGAAAAGUCUGAACCAGGAGAAACCAUUACCCAGUCGGAAGAAUGUCAGCGCAGUGGAAUGCAUACUGGUAGAGAGCCGAAAAAGCUAAAUCCUUCAAGCUUUAUCUUCCGAUCACGAAAGUCAGUGACAGAGGAAACUUCCAAGACUCUUGAGAAUGAUGCAACGAAUGACUUAGAACCAUGGAAAGCUGGUGACGCUGAUACACUUGGUCGACGUCAAGAGGUUUCGUCAAUAAGCGCCUACUAUGAACAAAUGAAACGUCGAAACAAUCGACCUCUAAGCGCGUAUAAACCAACAACUGAAUCACAACGUCCAUCAACUAUAAGUCCUUCUUCACUGAAAUCUUCUGGAGGUUCACCAAACUUUGAUGGUAGUCCUGUGAACCGCCGAUCAACUCAUCAGCUGACUAGAGGUCACACUAUUGCUUCAAGUAAACCAGACUGUCCUCGUUCAUCCACUUUUUCUGAAGAACGAGCACAAGUGAAAGAGACUGAUCCUUCUAUAAUGACUGUAGCUGAACGUGCACGUCAAUGGCAGUUAGCUCAGUUAACUGGUCAACGAGAUUCUCGUUAUUCUACAUCAGGUUUUAUUGAUCAAGAUUUAGUUGACUGCCAGGAGUUGGUACCGGUUGAAGAUAGAGUGAAAAUGUUUGAUACUGGUGUAGCUACUAGUCGUCAAACUGAAAAGAAUCCAGCAUUAACAUCAGAGCUAAAAGAGUUAAGAGAAAGAAAACAAGUGAAAUUUGGUGAUGACAAUCCAGUCAAAUCAUCUGUACCUUUAAAAUCUACAAAUUUAGCCAAUAAAUCAGUAGCCUCUGUAACAUUACAGGCUAAGCGAUUGAAUCACGUCAAUCCUAGAAGACCACAUUCCAGUGUAAAUUUACAAAGGAUUAAACAGGAACCUUUACAAACAGGAUUAAUUCAAAAACCUACAAAUAAUAUUUCUCCAAUAGUACAGCAAAGCAACUCGAAUUUGAAAAUUGCUCCAGUUAAAGGUAUACAACAGUCGAAUGGAGAUGAAUUAACCAGGUAAAUGGAUCAAACGCGUUUAUUCAGUUUUCACUUAUUUUUUUUCAUUGAUCUUAGUCUCAUUUAAGGAUAAAAUCAGUCAAGUUUUAUCACGGAUUGAUAUAAUUCAGGGUUCCACUGAAAACCGUGGAGUACUGGACAACUGUUUCGCCUCACUUCGGGACUCAUCAUCAGGAGACACCUACCAGGGCAAUAAAUCAAAUCCCUACAAAUAAACUCUUCAAAAUUAACCUGAUGUUUGCUAAAGUCUGACUGGCUACAUGAUGAAAUCGCCUCAGAUUCUGGUAAGAAGUCGUCACUAGUGGGGUACACCCGGUACGGAGGGAGGACAGAUAUUCGCCUAUGACUCUGGCUGGUGGUCACGCUAAAGAUUGGAAUUCACAGGCAAAUGAAUAGAUUCCCAUUGGCUUAAUGGUCUACGAGCUUGCCCUGUAAUCGGAAGGUGUUUCGUUUGAACCCUGGUGGUGGGUAGGUAUUGAAAAAGAGUCCCAGACUUGGAUGAGACAGUUGUCCAGCCUUUCUUUGAUUUGAAUGGUUCUCUAACUGAUAUCAGUCGGUGAUCAAACUUGAAACAAAUAAAAUCUCUACCAAAAAUCUCUUGAAAAUAAAAUCAGUCAGUUGGAUGAUGUAUGUGAACGUAAUGUCUACUCCGAUGGCCCUGAAGUAUAGUAUUCAUUAGCCCUACGUCAGAACCACCAUGUCUUCUCUCUAAUAUUUACAACUGACAGACGUCUGCUUCAAGGUGUUUUCCUCCUGAAAACUACUCACUCUCCUCAACUUUUCC